AUGACCAUAAAGAAAUCUCUGUCCCUUGUUUUGCUGCUUGUAUGGGCAACGUCAGUUUCUUCCAUCGAUGCUGCUGCUUCCUUGGAAUCCCAAGCUGAAGUGGAAGCUCUACUCAGGUGGAAAGCCAACCUAUUGCAAAGAGAAGCACUCAGUUCAUGGUCGUUACACCCCAAUGCCAAUGCUGCUACCAAUCAAGAUAGCUCUCCAUGCAACUGGACUGGAAUCUCAUGCAAUGUCGCCGGAAGAGUAACAGAAAUAAGCCUACAAUAUGCGGGUUUGCAAGGUAAACUUGAUAACUUGAGAUUCUCCUCCUUCCCCAACCUGGUCCAUGUCGUUCUUGACCACAAUGCACUCUUUGGAACCAUCCCAACUCAAAUUGGCACUCUUUCUGAAUUAAUCACCCUUGAGCUUUCUUCCAAUCAGUUUUCUGGUUCAAUUCCUAAAGAGAUAGGAGAGUUGAAGAAGCUGACGAUGGUAAACUUGUCAAAUAACCAUAUAACAGGUUCUAUCCCAUCAUCUUUAGGAAACUUGACUAAGCUCGUUAACUUAAUCAUAUCUGAUAAUCAGAUAUCUGGUUCAAUUCCUCAACAAGUAGGAAAUCUCAAAUUUCUGGAUCAGCUAGACGCAUCCACUAACCUGCUAAAUGGUUCCCUUCCUGCCACUCUCGGAAACAUGACCAACCUUCGCUUGUUAGUCCUCCGCAACAAUAAAAUUUCUGGCCCCAUCCCAAGUGAAAUAGCCAACCUUAAAAAACUGAUGCAGUUUCACGUGUGCAACAACAGUCUAACAGGUUCCAUUCCUUCUAAUCUAGGAAACAUGACCACACUCAAUAGCUUGCUGCUCUUUGAAAAUCACUUCCAUGGCUCAAUUCCUCCACAGAUAGGAAAUCUCUACCAAUUAGCUAAUCUAAGAUUGUUUGAUAACAACCUCACUGGUCCAAUUCCUCCAUCUCUGGGAAAUUUGAGUCACCUAACCUAUCUCUCCCUAUUUCAAAAUCAGCUCACUGGUCCAAUCCCUCCAUCUCUUGGAAAUCUGACAAGCCUAACUACACUUGUUCUCUUCGAUAAUCUGUUAUCUGGUUCAGUACCCCCAGAAAUCUCAAAUCUAACACGUUUGGAGAGGCUAUAUUUUGGUUACAACAACUUCACUGGUCACCUACCUCAUGUAUGCCAAAGCAUAUCAUUAACGCACUUCACUGCCCAUAACAACCAUUUCACUGGUCCCAUCCCUGAAAGCCUGAGAAACUGCACUACCUUAAUAAGAGUCCGGCUCGAGCAUAAUCGGCUCACGGGAAAUAUAUCCCAAGUUUUCGGAGUAUAUCCUAGUUUAGAGUACAUCGAUCUGAGUUAUAAUAAAUUGCAUGGUGAGCUGUCACCAAAAUGGGGACAAUGUCAAAACCUGACGCUGCUAAAAAUCUCUGAUAACAAUCUCACUGGUAGAAUUCCGCCACAGAUUGGGCAGCUAAGUCAGCUGCAAAAAAUCGACCUGUCUUCAAACAACCUACAAGGAAAGAUUCCUAGUAGCCUGGGGAGUUUGUCCAUGCUUUACAACUUGAGUUUGCAAAACAACCAAUUAUCUGGUUGGGUACCGGGUGAAAUUGGAAAACUAUCCAAUUAG
Messenger RNA from Magnolia sinica, 1617 nucleotides. RefSeq names its product MDIS1-interacting receptor like kinase 2-like. Lineage: Eukaryota; Viridiplantae; Streptophyta; Magnoliopsida; Magnoliales; Magnoliaceae. The transcript has a single exon. The record is from RefSeq and is a predicted model, not a curated record. The coding region runs from base 1 to 1617 and encodes 538 amino acids. Gene Ontology annotation, molecular function: protein binding.